Molecule: messenger RNA, 2200 nt
Organism: Phragmites australis (common reed)
Lineage: Eukaryota; Viridiplantae; Streptophyta; Magnoliopsida; Poales; Poaceae
Product: OVARIAN TUMOR DOMAIN-containing deubiquitinating enzyme 6-like
Exons: 8
Coding region: 405-2054 (549 amino acids)
Biological process (GO): protein deubiquitination
Molecular function (GO): K63-linked deubiquitinase activity; cysteine-type deubiquitinase activity
Source: RefSeq, a predicted model, not a curated record
UAGACCUCAAAGCAUGCCUCACACCAAUCCAUCGCCCUUUUCUUCGACAGCGCCGCCGAACUCGCCACCAGCCUUCUCCCACCACCGAAGCACGCGAGCCUUCCCGAAAGAGAUCUCCCCUCGCACCCGCCAUCGCUGCCGUAUUCCUCCUCCUCCCCCGCCUCAGUGCUAUCUGAUUGGUGGUGGAGUGGAGAUCGACCCUGUCUUGGAAUUCCCUUUGUUGGUAAGGAACCCUAAUUUGGUCGGAUGGAUUUUUCAUCUUCGACAGCGCGCGCGAGAUCGACCGAUCUCAGCUGACGCGUAGGGAUUGAGUACACAUGGUGUGGGUGCAGUUGAUUUCCUAGGAAGAUUAGGGGUUCAGCUGAAACCCCCAUGCUCGACGCUGAGUACGACCCUGGCGGGUGAUGACGAGGAUCUUCGUGCAGCGCGGGGCCGCCGGCUCCUCGUCCAGCUCCGGCCGCUCGGGCUCGCAGCAAGUGCAGCAGCAGCAGCAGCAGCAGCAGCAGCAGCCGGCAGCAGCUGCCCGGGAGGAUGACCUGCCGCUGCAGCCUCAGCCGCAGCCGCCGGAGCUAUUGGCCUCAGAUGACAUAACUGAGAAUUUACAUGAGGGCAGCGAGAACGUUAGUGGCAGCAAUAAGCCUUUGAGGCUGGAUGACCCCGUAUCUGAGAGCUCGAGCUCGGCAGAGCAGAGGGCUGUGAGGGAGAAGCCUCCCAAGGAUGACUCCAGUGUGAUCGAUCCUGCUUUCUUGGUGGAGGAACUGACAGGGCUCCAGUUUCCUGAUCAAUUUGAGCAUGGGAAUUCAGCGCCAUCAGGCACUGGCCCGUCGCAGAUGGCAGGCGCAGCAUCGCAUCCACCGCCGCCACCACCAGCCCCACCUCCAAAACCGUCAUCUGGGAAUAAUGGGUUGCGGAGAAUAGGGUCUGGAAGCUCAAAUAGUGUGCGAAUUGGAUCUUCAAGAAGGCCAAUAGUUUGGCCACCAGCGGUGGCUCGGACAUCUGCUUCAGGUUCUCGGCCUUCUUCUCCCAGGUCGCUUGUGGAUGGUGAAGGUUACAAUAGUGCAGAUGAACAGGGCCCUGGUUACGCCUUGAGUUAUAAUGAUUCGGAAAGGGAGCACAUGUUUGAGCACGAUCUAAGGCGAGUGAAAGGGUUGGAAAUCAGAAAGAUGGCGGAGGAUGGGAACUGUCUCUUCAGAGCAGUUGCUGAUCAAGUUUAUGGAGAUGCAGAAGCUUAUGACAUGGCUAGGCAGAUGUGUGUUGAUUAUAUGGAAAGGGAGCGGGAUCAUUUCUCUCAGUUCAUAACUGAAGGUUUUACCUCUUACUGUAAGAGGAAAAGGAGAGACAAGGUAUAUGGCAAUAAUGUUGAGAUCCAGGCAUUUGCAGAGAUGUACAAUCGUCCCAUUCACAUAUAUUCCUACGGUACAGAUCCCAUUAACAUUUUUCACAGAAGCUAUAACACAGACGUUCCUCCAAUUCGGUUAAGUUACCAUCAUGGUAACCAUUACAAUUCAGUGGUUGAUCCCUGUCGACAGACAGUUGGGGCAGGCCUUGGAUUUAGCUCCUUUAGAGGGACCAAUAAUGUUGACAGGGACCAGGUGAAGGCUGCAAUAAAAGCUCAGCAAGAUCAACAGAUUGAGAAUGCACUUUUGGCUGAAGGGCGAUUCUACUCUGAUCUGGAGUUGACAGAGAGGGAAAUAGAACGGAUGGUGAUGGAGGCCUCACGGGCAGAGUAUCUGGCCGAGGAGAAAAGGCUUAACAUUAGAGAUUCAUCAACAUCAGGGGCAGAGCCAUCUUCUUCUGCCGCAAUUAGUGGGUCGUCUCGUUCGGCUGCGGCAGCAGAUAGAGGGAGCGAGGAGUGCUUCGUACUUCCAGACACUGUGCUGACUCGCAGCAUGCAGUUGCUCCUGGCAAUGGGCUUCAGCUACAUCCAGGUUAUGGAAGCCUACAGCAUAUUCGGCGAGGACGUGGACUCGAUGAUCUGCUACCUGGUGGAGACAGGAGGCACCGGAGCCUCUGCCGGCGGUAGCAAUCGCCAGAAAGGAAAGGUUGCCGAGUGAUGUGCUCACCUCUCUAGCUUGUGAUGGAUCGGUAUCAUUGGGCGUAAGUCAUAGGAGAUAAUGACAGCCUUGUGAGUUGAGAAGUCAAUAUACUUGCUACAUUAUGAGUGAUAAAUAAAAGUUACUCGCGAGUAGCGACUUUUCUA